AAAAUCUCUCCUAUUGCAUUAGAGAUUCUUCUCUUCGUUUCCCCCUCUUUGAUUCCACUCAACGUUCACGAAUAAAAGUCAGUCUUAUCAUCAAAUCUCUCCAGGGUACCUUACAGUGUCUGUGAGCUUCCAAAGAAUGAGAAAAGUCUCGUUUUUGUGAUUUGGGUUUUGCGCUGAGCCGUUGAAGGAGUUGUGUCUGCUCUGUUUGUCUGUCUCUGUUUCAUUAGCAUCAAGUUUUUGCUGUUGAAUGGUUUGUGUAUGUCUAUGUGUGUAAUAGAAUCUUGGUUUAGAGCUUACGAUGGGUUGCGUAAGUUCUAAACAUAAUAAACCUUUUCGAAGAAGUAAGUCUAAAGUGAAAGAGUCACAGGUGAAACGUUCCUCGCGGUUUGAUUCGUCGAGGAGGAUAGAAGAAUGGAUCCAACCAGAAAGUGUUAUUGAUAGAUCAAGUAGUAGUAGCAGGAGAGACGCCAAAGAUAAUAAAUUGAUUGAAUCCGAAAUGUUGAGCUCAAAUAGGUAUUACUAUGAUCAUCAGGUUGAGAAGAUACUUGAGCAUUCUGAGUUAGUUAAUCACUUGGAACAAACUGUUCCUGACCAAGAAAUGAGGAGGGUCCCAAGUGCUGUUGUGAAACCAGAUUUGGAGAUUGAUAUAAAGGUCAUAGAACCGAAGCUAGAUAGGUGGAAUAGUACCAAAGUUAGGUUGAUUGAAUCCGAAAAGUUGUCUGGUAAUCAUCAGAGUGACGAGGAACUAGAGAAUCAUGGGACUGAAGCUUCGGUUCAAGGUGUUGUUCCUCGAGGAUUGAGUAAGAAGCUGAGUGUUGUUUCUGUUCCAAAGGAGACAGAGUUAAGGCAAGUGUCAGCAGGAUGGCCUACUUGGCUAAUCUCUGUUGCUGGUGAGGCGUUAGUUGAUUGGUCUCCAAGGCGAGCAAGUACCUUUGAGAAACUUGAGAAAAUUGGUCAAGGAACAUAUAGCAGCGUCUACAGGGCUCGUGAUCUCAUUCACAACAAGAUCGUUGCACUAAAGAAAGUCCGGUUUGAUCUUAAUGAUAUAGAAAGUGUCAAGUUUAUGGCGAGAGAGAUCAUAGUAAUGAGACGGCUUGAUCAUCCCAAUGUCCUGAAACUAGAAGGAUUGAUCACUGCACCUGUUUCAUCAUCACUCUACUUAGUCUUUGAGUACAUGGAUCAUGAUCUUUUAGGACUUUCUUCCCUCCCCGGUGUCAAUUUCACAGAGCCUCAGGUUAAGUGUUACAUGAGACAACUUCUAAGUGGGCUUGAACAUUGUCACAGCCGUGGUGUUCUUCAUAGAGAUAUCAAAGGCUCAAAUCUUCUGAUUGAUAGUAAUGGAGUUUUGAAGAUUGCAGAUUUUGGAUUAGCAACGUUUUUCGACCCUGCGAAAGCUAUACCAUUGACUAGCCAUGUUGUUACUCUUUGGUACCGACCACCAGAGCUUUUGCUUGGAGCUUCUCAUUACGGUGUUGGGGUUGAUCUUUGGAGCACAGGUUGCAUCUUAGGUGAAUUAUAUGCUGGUAAACCAAUCCUACCUGGAAAAACCGAGGUAGAACAGUUGCAUAAGAUCUUCAAGCUAUGCGGUUCACCAACAGAAAGUUACUGGAGAAAACAUAACUUACCGUCUUCAUCUGGAUUCAGAACUUCAAUUCCUUAUAGACGGAAACUAUCUGAGAUGUACAAGGACUUUCCUGAGAGUGUUCUUUUACUUUUAGAGACGUUGCUAUCUAUAGAUCCUGAUCACAGGAGCUCUGCAAGUAGUGCUCUUGAGAGUGAGUACUUUAAGACCAAGCCGUUUGGUUGUGAUCCAUCUUCUCUACCAAAGUAUCCUCCAAGUAAAGAGAUUGAUGCUAAACUGCGUGAUGAAGAGAAAAGGCAACGACCUAUGAGGGCUGAGAAACAAGAAAGGCAAGACUCUCAAGGGAGAAGGUCACAUGAGAGAAAAGUUGUCCCACCGAUAAAAUUAAACCACUCUCUAUCAAUGUCAAUGAAUAUGCAGAAACCACACCUAGAUUUGAAGAGCAGAAACGAGAGUUUCAAGUCGUUUAAGGAAGAGAAGACUUCUCAUGGUCCAAAUAUGCAAACCAGAAACAAUGAAACUGGUGAGAGAGUUUCACACUCAGGUCCAUUGAUGAGCAACAAGAACAUUGAUAGGUCAACAACAAUGUAUGUAAAGGAGAAUGCACCUCCUACCAGUUACCCUCCAUCAAGAGCAAACCCCAAGAUAUUAUCAGGCUCAGUCUCCUCCAAGGCGUUAUUAGAUGAACCAGUGAGGAAUCAAAGAAGAAGAGAUAAACGAGCUUACAAUAGAGCUGACACUAUGGAUAGUAGACAUAUGACAAUACCAAUCGACCCAUCUUGGUAUAAUCCUAGUGAUAGCAAGAUUUACAUGUCUGGACCAUUGUUGGAACAGCCAAGCAGAGUAGAUCAGAUGCUUGAAGAACAUGACAGACAGCUUCAGGAAUUCAAAAGACAAGCUCAGAAGACUUGACUAUAUUUUUUAAGUUCAAAACUAGAGUGAACGAGCUUGCCCGAACGGAAAAAGCAGAACCAGUCGAGUAAGAUACAGUCAUAGUAUAUGGUGGUUCAUAUAUUUGAAUUAUUCCAUCUUUUUAUGGUGAUUACGGCCAAAAAGGCCGGGAUUGCUUAAUUAAAUCAUUGUAUUGUGUCAUUAUUGAGCUUGAUUUGUGUAAAUACAUAUGAAAUCCCCUCUACAGUCCUUUACAUAUGACUACAUCAGUCAGCGUUUAUCAUAAUCUCAUUCCAGUAUAGAUAACUUCUAGAUUCUCUUUAUACAUAUCAAUUCAAUCAGUCUCAUUGGCACUGGAGAUUACUAGAUUCUUCAGAUUUCAAUUUCCAGCUAAAUCCUCCUGGUCAAUUAAUUUAAUCAUGUCAUGAACAUAUUAAUUGGUAUAACAAAAACAAAUGACUGAGAUUAAAACACCAGAUGAAAAAGAAUAUAAAACUGAAGAUCAGAAUAUUAGAAGUCAUUCUCAUACACAUUAAUGUGUCAGAAGGUGUCCUAAGAUUUAACUGAUUUAUCAUCACUUCUCCAGUUUAUUACCAUCGUCGAAAAUAUCUAAAACCGAUUUGAACUGAAUCAAAAAAAAACAUAACCAGAAGAAACUUUUAACUUUUCAAAAUAAAUUAAGAAGCAAGUUAUAAGAAUCAGAAAGAACGUAGCGAGUUGAAAUUUUUAACGAUCAUGAAUCAAAAGAUUAUCACCGAUCUACAACUUUCAUCACUUUCUUCAAAAAACACUUUGAAAAACCAAAUAAUUAACAUGAAAAACGAAAACAAUCUGAGAGAACAAAAAAAAUCAUUGGUAAAGAAUAGAAGUU
Molecule: messenger RNA, 3344 nt
Organism: Eruca vesicaria subsp. sativa (arugula)
Lineage: Eukaryota; Viridiplantae; Streptophyta; Magnoliopsida; Brassicales; Brassicaceae
Source: the annotation of a GenBank genome assembly